Molecule: messenger RNA, 1137 nt
Organism: Notothenia coriiceps (black rockcod)
Lineage: Eukaryota; Metazoa; Chordata; Actinopteri; Perciformes; Nototheniidae
Gene: kcnk6
Product: potassium channel, subfamily K, member 6
Exons: 2
Coding region: 62-787 (241 amino acids)
Biological process (GO): potassium ion transmembrane transport; stabilization of membrane potential
Cellular component (GO): plasma membrane
Molecular function (GO): outward rectifier potassium channel activity; potassium ion leak channel activity
Source: RefSeq, a predicted model, not a curated record
GAGGAAGAGAGCAGUCAGAGAGGGAGUCCCAUGAGCAGAUGUGAUCCCUGAGUUCGCAGACAUGCAUUUUGUGGGAAGGUCGUGGCUGCUGCUGACAGGCUUCAUCCUCUUCUAUGUCAUCUACCUGCUAUUCGGAGCCCUGGUGUUCUCCAGCAUCGAGCGGCCGAUGGAGGACCGGAUGCGCACCGAGCUGGAAGUCCUGAAGCAGGAGUUCCUGAACCUGAGCUGCGUUAGUGACGCGGCGCUGGAACGCUUUCUGCUCAAAGUGCUGGCGGCCAACAAGUACGGCGUCUCCGUGCUCAGAAACGCCUCCACCACCUCCAACUGGGACCUGGCUUCCUCCAUGUUCUUCGCCAACACUCUGGUCACCACUGUCGGUUAUGGUCACACCACUCCUCUGUCAGACACUGGUAAAGCGUUCUCCAUCCUCUACGCCCUGAUCGGGGUCCCCUUCACCAUGCUGGUGCUCACGGCUUGCGUGCAGAGGAUCAUGUUCCCCCUGGUGCUCGCCCCCGUCGGGCUGCUGCAGCGCUCCGGCCUGGAGCCUCGGCCUGCCACCAUCGUCCACUUCCUGUUGCUGCUGAUCCUGGUGGUGAUGUGUUUCUUCGUGGCGCCGGCGGCCGUGUUCAGUGCGGUGGAGCUGUCUUGGUCCUUCCUGGAUGGAAUCUACUUCUGCUUCAUCUCGCUGUGCACUAUCGGACUGGGAGAUUUUGUCCCGGGAACGCAGCCCAAUCAGCAGUACAGGUCGCUGUACCAGGUCGCUGUCAUGGGUGAGUGCAGUUGUUAAUAUAUCCUUCCUACAUCAGAAAUUGUGUUCGUCCAUUUACACAACUAUAAUCCAGCCAAACUGUAGAUAUUAUUAUAAAACGGUACAGGAACAGACUUAACCAAAGAACAUCGAAAUUGUUACAACGUCAUUUUCGGCCACUAGGGGCUCUCAAUCUUACAAUAACAAGAGUUGUUUUGGUGUCGUAAGGUAGUGUGGGAUUGUCAAAGUUUGUCAUUGCAGUCUGCUCUCAGUUAGGAUUACGUAAUUGUUCAUGGUUUGGGAGGUUUUUAGCAAUUGCCACAUUUUCCGUAGAGGUCUCCUCUUUAAUGAGUCCACAAACUGACCAGCAGAUUCAAUAAAAAAAAAAA